AUGUCGAAAUUGUCGCCGAAUCGGAACAGUAGACGACGUCGCGUUCACCAAAUGGUUAUACGAAAUCCACGAAUAAACCACAAAUUCUUUGCCGACGGUGUCAAACUGUAUGCUCCGUAUUUCGAUUAUGCAGAACGUGUUUUUGAUGAGGAAAAAAUCACUUGGGCACGUGGCCUAUCGGAUUUGCAUCAAAAUGAAUUGCAGUUUCAUUCCGGUAAACUGGACAUGAAUGAUGAUGUAUAUAUAAGGUGGUCUUCGCCAUACAAAGUUCAUAUAUCAGGUGUAAAAGAUAAAGUAACCCUGAAAGUCCGCCAAAUAAAGUCGUUAGUGUUCUCAGAAACUGUCUGUCGUACCUUUCUUCCGUCAUUAUAUAGAAUAUUAUCAACCGAAGGAGUUUUUAACGAAUUGUCAGAAAAGUUUGGCAAUGAACUUCAGAUUGAAAAGGUUCGAAAGAACGAAGUUGGUUUCACGGGAAGCAAAACUCAUGUUGCUGCGGCAUCUGCAUUUCUUACUAAAAAAUCUCAGGAAAUCAACAAACUACCGCUUCAAUUGCAUCCUUAUAAACUGAAGUAUUUGAAAUUGCUGUUAGACGAAGGAGAUUUCUCUACAUUGGAAUCGAUUGAAAUGGUGCUUCGGGAUUGCGGGUUGAAAGGUUGUUUUUCUCUUGAUGGAGAUGAGGUUGUCUUUGUCACAAUGCUGUCAACGGAGAGAAUUAGACACUUAACGUUAUUAUUAGACCUAAGCAUAGAAUUCAGUAACCUAGGCGACACAAGCUUUGGGAAAAAAAUUGAUGAGGAAGGUGAAUGGAUUUGCAGAAAAAAUGAGAUUUUGAACCAAUUUAAUGUCCGUUUGAUUGUACCCGAAAAUCAGAUCAUUGCGGGAAUGCGACUAGAAAUACAGAAGUGCAUUGAAGAAUUUGAUCAGUAUGAUUCCGAACUAAUUAUAACUCCAACUCCAGUACUGUGUAAAUAUAUGCUCAAAAUAAAAGAGAAAAUUAUUCAAGAAUGCCAAGCCGACCAUGUUGACGUUAUAUCUUCAGACCCCAACAAGAUUUACAUCAAAGGAAGAACGAAUGAUGUUCGAAACGUGCGCCUUGGUAUUACUCAAAAAGCAGAUUGCUUGGUGCAGAAACAUUUUGAAAUUCAUAACAAAUCAUGUUUGCAAUUCCUCCAAGAUACUGGAAUGACAAUAUUGGAAGAUAUUGAAAACGAAUAUGGAUGCUGCAUUGAAAUGUGUGAAAAAGUCGAGGAAAUUGAAGAUGUACCCAGUCAAACGGAAGCAUUCAAUCCAAAUGUUUUGAAGUCAUUGAGACUAUCUACGGAUGGUGGAUUGGCGGUUGAAAUUCAAUUAUUCCGAAACUCUAAUUUUCUUUCCCAUCGAUGUGACGUUAUGGUGCAUCCAUACAAUCCUGGAGGGGGAUUAUCUGAUCGGUUUUUAGAUAAAGUGGGAACCGCAAUUACUGAUAAAGUAAGAAGUUACAUGAGGCAAAAUCCUUCACGGAUUAAUCCACUGCUGACAGAAUCAGGAAACAUAAGUUGUUGGCGUCACAUAAUCCAUACCCAGUAUCCAAGAUCGACAUCUAAUCAAUGUGAAUCUGACAAACUGAAUCAAUGCAUAUCGAAUAUAUUCACGAUUUGUGAAUGUAAAAAAGCUGGGACGGUUGCAAUAAUAUUGGAAGCAAAUGGUUUAAUGGAUUUAAGAUCUGUGAUGCUUUCUGUUGCCAGAUAUAUCACAGAAGACACUCCAUUGUUUCUUAAACAGGUACAUCUUCUUGUUAUUAAUUGGGAUAUGAAAACUUUAAUGGAAGAAUUUUCCUCAAUUGAAUCGGAGAUAUCACGAGCUUUCAAUGCGAAGAAGAUAUCUGAGGGUCUCCCACAUUACGAAACUAAAACUGUUGUGCUGCAGCGAGUCAAAAAUGGUUUCUCACAUCACAUCUUUCCUAGUGGUCAGCCGACAAAAAUCUCCUGGAUGGAGUAUAUCAGGAAACGUACUCUUACUGCCAUGGAACUAAAGUCAGCAUCUGCAAGAUUUCACAUACCGUCUACUGAGAAUUCAGCGGAAAUAGCUCAAUGGACAAAAGAAGCAAUUGAACAAUGUGAAGGAAUGUUUCCAUCAAAGUUUAUCCUAUCUAUAAACAAUGGAGACAUGUCUUCGGUAUCGUCAUUUGAAAAAACAUUUCUCGGAAUUCAAGACGACUUUAAAGGAAAUAACAAAAAGCCACAAAAUGAAAUUAAAAUUGGAGAAAUAAAAAUCACUGUAAAAACAGGGGAUAUACUUGAAGAAGAUACCGAUGCUAUAGUAAACAGCACAAAUCGUAACUUCAAUUUAAAUCAAGGAGCGUUGUCCAAACGGAUUCUACAUGAGGCGGGGAGAGUCAUUGCUACAGAGUGUUCUUCGAUAAAAGAAAAAGGAAUUCGGGUCACCGGGGCAGGUUCAUUGAGAUGUAAAAAUAUAAUUCACGCUGUAGUAACCUCGAAUGAAGACGAAUUGAAACAAGUUAUCAUAAAGAUUUUAAAGGAAGCAAACCAAUUACAUUUGAAGUCGCUGUCAAUACCUGCGAUUGGAACCGGAAACCUGGGACUGUCCAACAAAUCUGUUGCAGAGAAGAUGAGAGAAGCGGUCGAACACUUCGUUGUAACUACGGAUGAAAGAAUAAUACUUCAAAGUAUCAAUAUUGUACUUAUGAAUGAGGCAACAAUGAACACAUUUAUCAAGCAAGUUGUGGACAAGCCAUACCUACGAAAGACUACACUAGAAGAGACUGUUUCGCAAAUUAUAGUCGAAUUGUUAAUGAUGAUUAUGGUGUUCUUAAGUUCAUUGUUUACAUGGAUAUUUGAAGCCGCAAAAUAUGCAAUUGUUUCAGCUUACAACAACACCAAAAGCGACUUUUAUAGAGAAGUAGAAGUUGACUUCAGGCCAAGGAUUUCCUUCUGCCACGAGAACAGAGAAGUAAUCGAUAAGGCAAUGAUCAAGUUGAGGGACGUAGUACUGAAGAACAAAAUGGUAGUCACGGUGCAUGGUGUUACAGGUGACAAUUUGACCGAAUGGGAUAAGUGGAAGAUAAAAAGCUUGGAGAAACAGCUGCAUGUUCGUAUAUUGGUCAGAAAGAAUUCAGGAAUACUAAUCGAGGGAUUCGGAAAUAAUUCGUCAGUGGCUAAAAAAGAAAUCGAAAAAAUGUUGGAUGAACGCAAAAAAUACACUGAGUUGAAAGUUAUGUGGAUGAGAGGCUUUGAUGGAAAUUGGAAAAGAUUUGAUCAAAGAAUAAGUCACAUGUUGGAAAAAGGUUUUGAGAAACGUGAAGCAACGGUACACGUACAGGAUUUUGUUUCAAACUAUGUUGUUGAAUAUGACAUCCAUUUUGCGGAUAUGUGCAGUUCUCUGACUUCGACGGAAGCUUCAUUGCGAAGAACUUGCGACGACUCAAGCAAACUAGACCCAGACUUGCCAAACGAAUGGGAAGGUGUGGGAAAUGUGCCAAUUUCGAUUCCACUGGAUUCAAAAAGCGUUGAAUUCGUGCAGGUACAAGAAAAAGUAUCAGAAUUAGCUCCGCUUCUUCAGAUCGUAUCGGUGCAAAGAAUACAAAAUAAAACGUUAUUCAAGCAAUAUAAGGCGAAAAAAGACGAACUUUUCCAUAAACAUUCCGACAGGAAAGAUGGGAUCAUCCUCAAACGAACUCUAUUUCAUGGCACAUCAAACGAUUCCAUCGACAAAAUAAUUAAGAGUGGAUUCAAUCGAAGCUACUCAGGAAAAAAUGCGACGCGCUUCGGUCAUGGAUCCUACUUUGCUGUCGAUCCAAAGUAUUCUGACAGAUACACUCAAGCUGAUGAAACAGGAUUGCGUACAAUGUUUAUGGUGAACGUUUUGACUGGGGAGUUCACAAAAGGCAAAGAGAGCGACAAAGUUCUACCCAUAAAAGCUGGUAGCAAUGAAACAUAUGAUAGUCUUGUUAAUGAUGUUAAAGUCCCUACUAUAUUUGUUGUUUUCCAUGAUUCGUCUGCAUAUCCGACCUAUCUAAUACAUUAUAGGCGAGUCAGGUACUAAAGUAGGAGUAUGGAUAAUGGGCGGUAAUUAUUAUGGGUCGUGAAAUGACAAGUACAAGCAUAAUUAUGUCAGUUUUGUUGUGUUGCAUACUUUGUUUGAUUGCUAGGUUGGUGGACCACGUGUUCACUAUAUAUGUUGGUACCAUAGAAUAAAGAGCUUGCUUUGGUACCAACCUCCUUGAAAUUGUAAUGAGUUGUGGACGCUACAUAUGGUUCAGGAAAGAUUUCGUUAUCCUCAAAAUCCUAUCAUUGCCUAAUAUUUUGAAUCCUUGUUCAGGGUGAAGCUUUGUAAUAUUAUAUAAAAUCCAACGUACGACAAAUCAACUCCUAAUUGCAUUUUAUUGUUUUGCAAACACGCCUAUAUGCGUCUGUGUAACAAAAUCUCCAACUUGA
This is a messenger RNA of Styela clava, 4433 nucleotides long. The record is from RefSeq and is a predicted model, not a curated record. NCBI's taxonomy places the organism in Eukaryota, Metazoa, Chordata, Ascidiacea, Stolidobranchia, Styelidae.